Melitaea cinxia (Glanville fritillary) is the source of this 1124-nucleotide messenger RNA. RefSeq names its product dynein light chain Tctex-type 1 (gene Dlc90F). Gene Ontology annotation, cellular component: cytoplasm; cytoplasmic dynein complex. Gene Ontology annotation, biological process: microtubule-based movement. Bases 157 to 507 code for a protein of 116 amino acids. The record is from RefSeq and is a predicted model, not a curated record. The transcript is spliced from 3 exons. Gene Ontology annotation, molecular function: dynein intermediate chain binding. Lineage: Eukaryota; Metazoa; Arthropoda; Insecta; Lepidoptera; Nymphalidae.
AAUCAACAUUUUUUUAUCUGUUAUUCUGUUUCUGACUAACUGACACACAGAACUGACAUUAAUUUGUGAGUUUGAGAUCUACCCUAGCGUCAAAUUUUGUUGUUUUUAUAUUUUCCGUAAUUCUAGGUAAACUAUAAGGCUGUUUAAUUUAUAAUCAUGGAAGUUAAAGAAUGCAACGAUUUGUCUGAAGAAAAUCAAUUCAUUGUAGACGAUGUGAGUAAAAUUAUUAAAGAAGCAAUUGAAAACUCCAUCGGAGGCACCGCGUAUCAACAUAACAAAGUAAAUCAGUGGACAUCCGCUGUAGUAGAGUCUUGUUUAAGUCAACUAACAAAACUUCAGAAACCUUACAAAUAUAUAGUGACUUGCACAAUAAUGCAGAAGAAUGGAGCAGGUCUACAUACAGCUUCAUCAUGCUUUUGGGAUAAUAAUACUGACGGUUCCUGUACAGUGCGUUGGGAGAACAAAACUAUGUAUUGCAUUGUUUCAGUCUUUGGCCUUGGAAUUUAAUAUUUAUUUUAUGUAUUUAUUUUAACAAUACUGGUCUGUAAAAAAUGUCUAAGCACAUAUAUGCAAAAUUAGUAAGUUAACAAGAAACCCAGCUUCUGAAUAGAUUAUUAUAUUAUUUUAUAAUACCAAAAUAUAGGUAUACUUUUGCACUCAAGUUAAUAGCUUGUAUUAAUUGUAUAAACUAUGUUCACUGCAGCUUCACUGAGCUUUAAAAUCUUGUAGGAAGUGCAAGAAUUGAAAAAUUAUAGAAAUGUCAUUCAACUUCUUGUUUAAUACUUCUUUCAUUUGUGACAAUUUGUGGAGGUAAAAACUACUAAAAACUAAUAUGGCUUAAAAAUAGAAAUUAGUAUUAUAUUCGUUACUUAACUAUAAGUAAGUAGGAUAUAUUUUCAUACACAAUAAAUAUAAUUGCAAAAAAGGGUUUAGUUUUAUUAAAACAGCAUUUACUAUUACACUUUUGAGAGUAUUAAAUAAUUAGUCUGUAAAAUUUGGCGCAAUAUCAUAUUAUCAAUAGACUAGUACUUAAAGGUAAUACGUUCCUGCACUUAAUGCUUACAAUAGAUUUUGUGAUUAUUCUCAUCUCCUCUAACAUAUUAAAUAAAGAAAUUAACAACAAA